This is a messenger RNA of Dioscorea cayenensis subsp. rotundata (Guinea yam), 1575 nucleotides long. RefSeq names its product transcription factor PHYTOCHROME INTERACTING FACTOR-LIKE 13-like. Gene Ontology annotation, molecular function: protein dimerization activity. The record is from RefSeq and is a predicted model, not a curated record. Gene Ontology annotation, cellular component: nucleus. The transcript is spliced from 8 exons. Lineage: Eukaryota; Viridiplantae; Streptophyta; Magnoliopsida; Dioscoreales; Dioscoreaceae. Bases 247 to 1203 code for a protein of 318 amino acids.
UCCGGCCAUGAUUUCUUUCGUACUUUUUCUCCCUCGCAGAAGCAAAAACGCAACCAGCACGCACAAAUACACAUUCAUUGCUCCCCUUCCUGUCUUGCUUGCACUGUUGUUCUGAGCUUAAAACCCUACACUCUUCUUCCUCAUGACAUGAGCAUUUCAUGCUAGAAUUGGGGCUUCUCCUUGCCUUCUGACUGAUUGGGUCAUGGCUUGGGAGAGUAGCUGACAGCAAGAUCGACUUCUUGCUCCAUGAUGAUGCCAUUCUCUUCUUAUGGUGAGGAUUCUUCUGGUUCUGGGAGGAGGAAGACCCCAGAGCUGGAUUUGGAUGGUUAUGACUGUGAGAGUGAGGAAGGGGCUGAGGCUUCAGAGGUAGCUGGGAAGCAUGUGGCUUCAAGGCCUUCUGGGAGUAAGAGAAGCAGGGCUGCUGAAGUUCAUAACUUGUCUGAAAAGAGGAGGAGGAGUAGAAUCAAUGAGAAGAUGAAGGCUUUGCAGAAUCUGAUCCCAAAUUCGAACAAGACAGAUAAAGCUUCGAUGCUUGAUGAGGCGAUAGAGUAUCUCAAGCAACUACAGCUCCAAGUACAGAUGUUGUCAAUGAGAAAUGGUCUAAGUCUACACCCUAUGUAUCUCCCCAACAAUCUGUCACCCAUGCAAGGUUCACAGAUGAAUUUGGGGUUUGCUGUUGAUGGCGAUUCAGUAAUGAACAUGGGAUUGGGUGGCAUGCUGCCAUUAAACCAGGAUUCUUCACAAGGAAACUCUUUUGAUAUGUUGAGUCGAUCUACACCAUCUAAUCAGUCUAUAGUCAUACCUAGUGAGUCUAUAGUCAUACCUAAUGCAGCAAAUGUCAGUGACCUCGAGUGCUCGUUUCACAUGGAGUCUUCUCAGGCUCACAACAGAUCCUUUCACAUGCCUGUGGCUACCGAGUUUAAGGAAAUGCUCACAGAGGAGAUGGUGACACAACAUCAGUUAAAUUCAGCACAGUCAAUGCAGAAUCUCCCAGAAAACAACAUUAAAUCAGUGGCCGCGUCCACUAGCCUACCCUUUGGCCGGCAAGCAUCAUUUGUAGAGGGUGCUCAGUCGUUGGAGACGAACAUGUUGGUUAGUGAGAGAUCACAAGAUGUACUUUCUAAGAACUCUGAUCACCAAAUAUUUAAUCAGCAAUUCAACCGGGGACAGAAUGAUCAAAGCUUUUGCGUGCAAUCACAUUAAGAGUGAAGAAUCACCAGACUUUUGACGGUUGAAGAAGCAUGCGACAGAUUGAUCUGAUGACUAGCUGCUUCAUAUGGAUAGCGAAGUAGAUGCGGUCAACCGCAUUGUGCACUAGUAGCAGGUUCAUGCAAGUAAUGAGUAGCAUGAUUUGAAACGAUGAGAAGCUUACUCUGUAACUUCAAAAAAUUGGCCUUGUACAAAAGAUGAAUUGAGUGGACCAUUAACAUUAUUUUGGAUUGAAAUGUAUUGGUCAAGCAUGUGAAGCAUAACCAAUGCAUAACUACUUGAAAAAUUUUCAAUGUGCUGUUGCUUAUGUGUAUGUGUGACUUUGGAUUGAUUUUCUCCCCCAUUUUUAGAGAGUAUUUAUUUUGG